This is a messenger RNA of Clonostachys rhizophaga, 864 nucleotides long. Lineage: Eukaryota; Fungi; Ascomycota; Sordariomycetes; Hypocreales; Bionectriaceae. The record is from the annotation of a GenBank genome assembly.
AUGGUGGUUGUUAAACGAUUCCGUACCAAUUGGGGCAUCGACCCUACACCAGACUACGCCAACUACCGGGAAUGGUUCCCGAAACUGAAGAUGCAAGGCUAUGCUGGAGUGGAGGUCAAUCUGCACACCAUUGACAAUCCGGAACUGUUGAAGAGCAUUUGCGAUGAGAUUAACCUGGAGAUAAAUGUGCUCAUAUUCUCCGCGUGGCCAAGGUACAGAGGGCCCCGACCUCGCCUAACGGUCCAAGAACACUUAAUCGCAUACAAGGAACAAUUGAUCCGAGCCAAAGCCUUCAAUCCCUCAAAAGUCAACGCUCAGUCUGGAAGCGACGUAUUCACUUACGAGCAGUCUGUUGAGUUCUUCCAAGGCACUCUCACGAUUGACGCCGAGUUGGGACUUAGCGGAAGAGUCUGUCAUGAAACUCACAGAAACCGAUCCUUAUUUAGUCCUUAUGCUGCGGACUUUAUUCUCAAAAGAGUUCCGGGGCUUCGAAUUACUGCAGACUUUUCACACUGGGUUGUGGGGUGCGAAAGGCUGUUGGAUGUAGCCGAAGAGGAUAUUGAGCUUUUGGAGAGAAUCUAUCCUCACGUUUAUCACAUCCACUCUAGGAUCGGCACAACACAAGCUUCGCAGUGCCCUGAUCCUUCAGAUCCGGUAUAUGAGGCUGAAGUAAAAAGCUUCGAGAAUAUAUGGAAAGCCGUUAUUCGGGCGCAGAUCUUGCGUGACGGCAAAGACUCGACCAUUACUUUUGUUCCAGAAUGGGGCCCUUAUCCUUAUCAUCCGUAUAACAGCAGCAGAGAUUUCUCCGAAGUGGCUGAUACAGAAGGGGCCCGCCACCAGGAACUGUUCCAGAGAAUCAAUUAG